Molecule: messenger RNA, 962 nt
Organism: Humulus lupulus (European hop)
Lineage: Eukaryota; Viridiplantae; Streptophyta; Magnoliopsida; Rosales; Cannabaceae
Product: thaumatin-like protein 1b
Exons: 2
Coding region: 101-832 (243 amino acids)
Biological process (GO): defense response
Cellular component (GO): extracellular region
Source: RefSeq, a predicted model, not a curated record
AGUACCACCCCUUACUUUCUCCUAAUUCAAUCAAAACUCAUUCUCACACCUUAUUAUCAAACAAAGAAAUACUAAGUAGUGUUCUCUAAAUUCUGCCACUAUGAAUACUCAAGUGCUCUUUAGUCUCACUUUAACUCUCUUCAUUGUUGCAGGGGCAAAUGCGACUACCAUCACCAUGAAAAACAACUGCCAAAGACCCAUCUGGCCAGCAACCCUAACCGGCGACCAGAAACCUCAACUCUCAACAACCGGUUUCGAGUUAGCACCCGGCGCUAGCCGUUCCGUGGACAUCCCAGGGGGACGUUGGACCGGCCGUUUCUGGGGCCGAGAUCGUUGCUCGACCGACGCAUCCGGUAGGUUCAAGUGCGCCUCCGGCGACUGUGGAUCCGGUAGGGUGGAGUGCAACGGUGCAGGCGGAGCUCCUCCGGCCACUCUGAUCGAACUGACCGUCGAAGGAAGCGGAGGACAAGAUUUCUACGACGUGAGCAACGUGGACGGGUUCAACAUUCCCGCCUCGGUUGUGCCACAAGGUGGUAGAGGUGAAUGCAAGCAGUCAUCGUGCCCGGCCAACAUCAACGCCGCCUGCCCGGCUCAGCUCCAGUUGAAAUCUGGAAACGACGUCGUUGGGUGUCUGAGCGCUUGCACCAAGUUCAACGAGGACAAGUACUGUUGUAGAGGGGCUCAUGAUAAGCCAGAGACAUGUCCUCCGAGUGAAUUUUCUAAAUUCUUCAAGGAUCAAUGCCCUGAAGCUUACAGCUACGCUUAUGAUGAUAAGACCAGCACCUUUACUUGCUUCGGUGGACCUAACUAUCUCAUCACUUUCUGCCCAUGAGAGAUUAUUAUUGUAUAAGAAAAAAAGGAUUUAUAUAUUACAGAAAUAUUGUUAAAGAUAAGAAUAAAUAAUGUUGAUCAUGCAUGUUUGAUUACAUUGUCAAACAAUAUAUAAUAUCUUAUACGAAUAA